Messenger RNA from Heterobilharzia americana, 5690 nucleotides. The record is from the annotation of a GenBank genome assembly. Lineage: Eukaryota; Metazoa; Platyhelminthes; Trematoda; Strigeidida; Schistosomatidae.
CUCGAAAGAAACCUAAGAAUGACCAGAGCGCCAAUUUUGGAUUUUCUGUUACUGUGGGUAAGCCCUGUCUGCGAAGGAAGAACGCCACUUCUAAUUUUGAAAGCCAUUUGAAAGGGACGAGUUUAAAGGCUGUCGCGACAACGACUGAAAUAACGAGUCAUGUUUCUUCAUUUUGGCUGGAAAGGCAGAUUAUCAUAAAAUAGAAAAUUCUAAUUGGAUGGCAUUUAAAAUGACUCUAUGAAGGAUGGAAAGCGUUUGUUUACUUUCAGGCUAAUCUUAGUCGUUAUACUCACUAAUAAUCAUUAUGCUUCUAAGUUUGUUUCUAGGACCUCAAUUAUGCCCAAUCAACUCUCAUAUCUUGCUGUAGUACAAAAUUCAUCAGUCUACUUUUGGUUCGUACAUCAUGAUCAAAAGUUACCUCUUGAUAACUCAUUAGCAAAUAAUAAUACCAGUGAUUCUAAAGUUUCUGAUUCUCCUGUAUUGACCUACAAGCUUCAAUCAACAUCUACAUUUCCUUUGCACUCAAUUUGUUGGGAUCCUAAGUCAUGUAAAUUAGCUGCAAUCGACAAGUUUGGUUCCAAUGUUUGCUUUCGACGUUUGUCUGUGGGCGAAAAUAGUGAGUGCGAGACAAACACAUCAAAUACAUUAUCUUUCAGUCUACAAUCUCAAGAUUCUGUAGCAACUUGUAUUGCUUUUCCUCAAAGGUCAGGAAAAUAUCUAGCUGUUGGAGUUAAUACUGGCUCAGUAAAUUUAUAUAACUGCCAUAAACAGAUUUCAUUUCGUUGUCAACUCCGUUGUGAUAGUAUUCCCUGUGGAAACUCAUAUUCCAGAGAAAUUCAGCCUACAUGUAUGAGCUGGGCUUUAAACGACCGUAUCGUUGCUUCUGGAUACAGCAACGGAUCUGUCAUCCUCUUCUUAUCUGCAUCUAGUACUGCUACAGGUGAAUGUGAAAAUUUCACUUUACCGUUUCCCUCAAAUUCCGGUUGCAGUGACUCUUCUAUUCCUGCAUGCAGUACUUUGAAAACAUCUACGUUGGACUCUACUUUAUUAUUUUGUGCUUAUGCUGAUGGUUCUAUCAUUUUAUGGAAUAUAGAAUGGCCAGUUAAUGGUGAUGCAUGUCAGCGUAUCUUAAAUCAUUGGGAUCCUAAAGUCCUUGCAUUAACCAAUCCACUUAAUUUGAUAAGCUGCGAGCACCAUGUUGAUUUGGCCUUAUCGUCUCCUAGUGAUGGUUUACUGUUUAGCGUAGGAGCACCAGAUUUGCAUUUACGUAUGUGGAAUCUAUCUACAUCUUAUUCUGGACCGAUGAAAACUUUGUCACCGACUGAUGAACAACAUGGAUAUUUGAGUGUUGAUGUAGCCUCAAAUACAUCAACGCUUGCAACUGGCUUAGUAAACGGAGAAGUUUGGCUUUAUGAUACACGUGAUUUGCGUUCACCUACUCGAUGUAUUUACACUGGUUCAAAUGUUCCUGUUUAUUCAGUUUUGUUCUCACUCACUUUUCAAUCGGGUGAUAAAGUGAAGUUUGAUUCAUCUAAAUCACAUUAUUCUACUAGUCUACAUGAAGGGAACUCAACUACCAAGUUGACAGAUGAUAAAACUUCUGUAUGUAGCGCAUUUGCAGCAGACAACCCAUUGAAUUCAACACGACAACCUUUUAGUGAAUUAACUAACCAAGCUACUGAUCAACCUCAACGAAGAAAAUGGGCGUCACUGCUUCGUGAAUUUCCUAUGCCAGAACUUUCAUUGUCAUCAGAUCCGAGUGUCUCUGAAUCAAUGAGAGAUCAAGGUUCAGAAAAACUAAGCUUUACUGAUACCAAAAAGGAGGCUAUAUAUUUUAAAUCAGAAUUUUGUACAGAUGACAGUCUCAAUGGUACAGCGUCAUCAAACAAGUUUCUCCCAAUAGAAUUAUUGAAUCAUAAUAAUGAUGGUACAACUACAAAGGAGACACCACAUAUCUCUUUGAACAUAACAACUGAACUGUUAGACCAAUACUUUAGUGCUCGACUUGGCUCUGUGAUGUCUGAGAUAAACUGGUUACACAACCAGUUGCUCUUCAGGUAUACAAAACUUGAGGGAAAACUCGAUCAAAUAUCUGAACAAUUCCAUACUGCAGUAUUACAGAUGAAACGCGAAACUGAUUUGCUUAGAUAUGCGUUAAAUAAGCGUUUACCGUUCUAAAUGAGACUAUUUUGUAUUGCUUUGUUUAGACAUACUACCAACUACUCUUUUAUUUUUUACGUAUCUCAUACAUAGACUAUGAAUUCUUGUUUGUACCUUGAACCAACUGUAAUAAUAAACGUGAUCAGAAUGUAAGUGUUUGGUGUUUGUUAACACUAGCAGUAGUCAGUAUGAAUCAUCUGUACGAUUCCAUUCACGAUUAUGUGAAACUUCCCAAGGGACAAAUGAAUUCCCAUUGGACCUCUAUAACAUAUAUCGGACGUCAUAUUCCGUUGGUCAGUGAGUUCGAACAAUUAAUCCAUCUCAUUCUGAUGACACAACUAACAGGUUAGAAUGUAUAGCCUUGUAGGAGAGAAAUUAGUCCACUUACUGAGUUGUAUCCCCAUUUCUGUCAAGUAUCCGAAACAAUUCAGUUUGAUAAACUGAAUACACUGUCGAAAUGUUUGCAUGUAAAGCGAAUAGAAUAAUCAUCUAAGCUACUUACAGAAAGGUCAAUCAAUACUGCGUAACACUCAUGUUUUGCACAAGUACUUCUUAACUACUCACUUUGGUAAUCAGUAGUAGACGAUGAAAACAAAAUCAAAAAUACAUUCAACUCGGAGAAAAGGAUAUGCUCUAAUUAUUCGUUUCAAUUUUUUCACUUCUUCACUAUCAUUACCAUCCUUGGAGCAACCAUAAAUGUAGAAUAAUUUUCCUGUGAAUAAAUUAUACAAAUGUUUAGCUGGUCGAAUAACAUCUGAAGAAAUGGAAAAAGGGAAGAAACAUUUAAUGGUGAUUUAGUCAAAUAGUUCAAUAGAGUUGAGCAUUACUUAAAGAAUACAUAUCUAUAGCUUCAAAACAUUUGUAAUGAACAAUCGCAUGUGCUUGUAUGUGCAGCUCAGUAACUAUGUCGAAAUGUGUGCACAAGGUUAUAUGCAGAAGUUAUCGAGUACAAACUUUCCUGGUGAAACAUCGGCAAGCGGAGUGUGGUUUACACUUAAAAUCCACUUAACUUGAAUUCAAGUGUUAUUGAACCAACGUGUCGAAGCUUUAUGCGAUAUCAGAAUGCAUUGUUUAAAUGAAAGCUAAAUUAUUCCCAUCAUUUCAAAAAUAAAUUAGUUCAUAGUGGUUUAUUCGACUGACUGUAUACAUUGUUCAACUGUAUUAUUGACUUGAUUUCUCGUGUACACCUUAUCAGUGAGUAAGUCCUAUCGAUAUACCUAUCGACUACUUUUAAAGAUUACUUGACAUCUUUAUCAAGAUAAUCUUAUUGAAGAUUUGCAUAUUUUCUAGGUCGAAUACAUUCAUUGCAUGUAUUCUCCUUUGAGCAGAAAUACCCUGCGGAUAGUUAAAUAUGUAGACAAAAAGUUGACCAUAACGACUGAUUCAUUUAACUUUCAUUUUGACCUCCUUUGUUAUUGAAUCGUUUGAGUUAGACAAUGCAGAGCGAAAAGAACUGUUAGGUUUUUGAGUUGCAGUGAUUCUAAACAGGAUUCAAAAGAUCAGUCUUCGUCUCCUAGACUUAGGCUUUUAGUAACAAAGAAUAACUCUCGGCUUAGUGAUGACCUUGAUAAACAUCUGUCAACAAAGUUGUGACAUCAGCUACUCACUGGGAAACGUACAUGAUUCUUUAUUAUUCCAAGCAGAUUGGUGAACAAUGGUGUUGAGAAUGCAAAUCUGCAUCUAUUACAACGCGUCAACCAUAAGUACUUGUAUCUGUGUUGUUGUUGUCCCCCAGUGAGACAUUCCAACCUUAGUACUCAGUGCUACGAAUAGUCGUCUACUGAGUUGAGUUGUGAUUAAACACUUCUACCGUAGUAGUUACUAACUAUAGCUAGUCAUUGUAAUCUCAACAGAGGAAAACUGAUGAUACUAUUGAAUAACCAAUACUAUAUUAUCUAAUCUUAAAUAACGAUUGAAUUCUAUCAACCUCGUUUGCAAAGCGAUCACCAAACUAGGAAACUCACCAUUGCAUUACAAUUGGAUUGAUGUUAGGUGAAUGUAAUCCAGGUGUAACAUGCAUUUUCACUCAUACUAUUGCUCUGGUAAUUAGUGACUUUCCACUGUGGCAGAGCAUAAUUCUAUAUUAGAUUGCUUAUUUGAUAUGGUACACAGUGAUGUAGUAUCGUUUACUGGAUAACAUUUUGAGUAGAAUAUAUCGUUUAUGUUCACAACAAAGUGAUCACAGAACUUUCAAACUUCACCUUUAUAUAUAGUUCAACAGUUCAUUCAUUUCAAUUUCGAGGUUUGUGGAGAUUUAUUAGUUGAUUUCAGGUUGAUAUUCACCUUGAACUGAUAUCACUCGGAGAACCAUUGGAAACCUAGGAGCAUUAGAUCAUUAUUUCGUCCUAGUAUGGAACUCAUCAGCAGCUCGCACUUAUGACCCCUCUAGGGGUCGAACUCAGGAGAUUCAUGUUCUGAGAGAAGUAUGUUACCAUUGAGUAGGUAUUCAAUAGUACACAUUUCCCUACUUCUGCCAGUCCACCGUCCUCAUGUCUGACUUGGUUAGCCCCACCGGUCACCACUUUUCAUAGAAACCUCGGGAAUCACCUCUUGAAGUUAGUCGCCAAUAAAGCAUCAGAUGAAUUCAACUUGGAGAUUUGUUUAUUUAUAUAUUUUAAUGAUAGUAAAAUUUUCCAGAUAUCUGCAACAUACGACGAGUUAUUCCUGUCACAUGUAUUACGCGCUGGUUGUUUCAAUGAACAAGGAUUCUGUGAUCCAUCUCUCUCUACAAAUAGUUAGAUUUCAGAACCGUCACUUUAUGCCACUUACUGUAUAGUGUGAUUAUGGGUUAGUGCAUGUAAAGUGAUAGGCGACUUUCCACCCUAGUUACUUAUCUUACUAGGGUCUAUCAAUAUAUAUUUCGUUAAUAUUUUGUGCUAUGAUCUGCUAUUCUAACUUACCCUGAUCGACUGUUCUGACCUAUACACUUGACCUCACAUUUAUCAUUACAUAACAUUUCACAUACCAGGUUAAUUAUCUCUACUGGAUCUUUUAGUCUGCAGUGUUUCUCUUUGAGCGAGGUUGUGGUUUUAGACGUUACCCUAAUCCCAGACAGCAAUGUUAAGAAAUCCAAGCAAAAAUUUCUAAUGUACCUUCUUUUCACUCCCUCAAUAUUCCGAAAAUACUUCUAAUAGAUUUAAUUUUUUCUUUAUUCAUAUUGAUUGGAGUUUCACUAUUACCGUAUUUAUUUUUACGACAGUUUUAUCUCAUCUGUCUAUCGUUCUACCGACAUAAUAUUCUCACACGAUUACGCAACCACUUCCACUUACUUCUAAUCUUAUCGAAUUUUAUUCGUGAACAUACCUCAACUUGCUUUGUACAACCUUUAUGUAAUCUGACUAAAUUUAUUACCGGAGAUUGCUUUGUGUUCUCAAUUAUUAUGCUUUCCUGAUCUUAAAAACAUUAACCGGUAUCUUAAAACACUCCACAUAAGGUAUGCUAAUGUUUGUUAUAUCGAUUAUUUACUUAUUUAUUCAGGUUGUAUGAAACUGAAGAAAAUCCCAUGAAAUGAAAUGACGCCAUAUUAUCCU